Messenger RNA from Nelumbo nucifera (sacred lotus), 967 nucleotides. RefSeq lists its product as uncharacterized. Gene Ontology annotation, biological process: rRNA base methylation. Gene Ontology annotation, molecular function: rRNA (uridine-N3-)-methyltransferase activity. Lineage: Eukaryota; Viridiplantae; Streptophyta; Magnoliopsida; Proteales; Nelumbonaceae. Gene Ontology annotation, cellular component: cytoplasm. The record is from RefSeq and is a predicted model, not a curated record.
GAGGGUUCACUUUUGCUAAGUGCGGAUAGGGCAGGACAUAACUGUAAUUAGACAAGUUUCUACGAUUAAAACUUUAAAAGCACCUUUACCAUCUCCCCUCUCCGGCUCUCCCUACUGGUUACUGCUUGAGGAUUUAGGAUUGUACAGUCAAUAUUACUUCUUCACCCUAUCACAAUGGAAGCAGACGAAACAACAGAGGAAGAAGAAAACGAAGACAUGUUUACUGGGUUAGGUGGGGAGAAAGAGAAAUGGAUAAAGCACUACUCAACCUCACAUAGAAUCUUAUUGGUUGGUGAAGGAGACUUUUCCUUCUCUCUUUGUUUGGCUAAAGUUUUCGGUUCUGCAACGAACAUGGUCGCUACAUCUCUAGAUAAUCAAGAUUCACUGGAGCGUAAAUAUAGUUAUGCCAUUGGGAAUGUGAGAGAGCUAGAAGAGAUGGGUUGUGUUGUCCUGUAUGGAAUUGACGCAACCAAAAUGAGCCACCAUUUCUUUCUCAGGACUCAGAGAUUUGAUCGAAUCGUCUACAACUUCCCUCACGUGGGGUUUCUCUACCCUGAAGCUAGUUACUUCCAGAUAGAAUUGAACAAGAAGCUGGUGAAGGGGUUUCUGGAGAACGCCAAGAUACUAAUAAGGGAAAAGGGGGAAAUACAUUUGACCCAUAAGACCACCGAUCCCUAUGACAAAUGGGAUGUUGUUAAGAAAGCGGAGAAAAGAGGCCUGGUUCUACAAGAGAGUGUUCCCUUCUGCAAAGAGGAUUACCCAGGUUAUAGCAACAAGAGGGCACAUGGUACCUCCCCAGAUGCUCCAUUUUAUUUGGGAGAGAGUAGCACGUUCAAGUUCAAACUGAAAGUCUAAAAAUCCAAUAGACAGACUGAAUUAUUAAGUUUGAGGCCACAUGUUUGUUUGUGUGUCUGUUUAAGAAUUCAGAAGUUAUGGCUAUGCUUGGUUCAGCUCUCUUUCUUUUUCA